AUGUGGAAGAGAACUUUACUCGGCGCCGUCGGCGCAAUCCACCACACACGCUCGUUAUCAACUCGCGGCGGAGCCACCAUAUCUUCCGCCGUAGACUCCAUGAUUCUCCGCUCCCUCAAGGAUCAUUACAUGGAAGUAGCCAAAAUGAACAUGCCCCCUAAAGUGAGUCCUCCAUCGUCCUUCACCAUCGUGAAGGGAGCGCUUGAUUCGGAGGGUCCAGUCUUGACGCGAAAUCAUGGCGACGAAGAGAUUAGCAUUUACGUGAUGCGGUUGGCGAAUGUCGAUGACGAACAAAGCGGUGAUAUGGAUCAGUUGUUUGUUCAUGUUGAUGUAUCGAAACCUGAACAGAAGGAAUCGUUGAAUUUUCUCUGUGCUUUGUAUGAAGAUGCGCUUGGGAUUCACUCUGUUUCCAUGAGACCUAAGCUUCAACAGUCUGAUGGAUAUAUUCUUGCUCCCACUGAGUAUGCUGGUCCUGUUUUUGAAGAAUUAGAUGAAAAGAUGAGAGAUGCAUUUCACAAUUACAUAGCGGAGCGAGGCGUAAACGAUAGCCUCUUUAAAUUUCUUCAAGCAUGGCUAUAUGUGAAGCAACAUCGAAAUUUAAUGCGUUGGUUCAAGACAGCGGGCUUGUUCAUUGAUGGGAAGAAGGCAGCUACAGGGGCUUAA
Messenger RNA from Vicia faba (fava bean), 663 nucleotides. NCBI's taxonomy places the organism in Eukaryota, Viridiplantae, Streptophyta, Magnoliopsida, Fabales, Fabaceae. The record is from the annotation of a GenBank genome assembly.